UCUCUGUCUCUUUUCCCAGUUGGGAUGUCCUGAGCCAGCGGUCCGGUCCCAGGGAGCAGUGUGCUGAUGGGACCUGCUGCGCCGCCAUGAGCUUACAAGAUGGCGGCUGCAGCUACGCCGGCAGCGCCAACAUGGCCGCCAUCAGUGGCAGCAUGCGGCGGCGGCUGGAGGACCAGGAGUUCAGCCUGCGGGUCUACCCGGGCUCCCUGGCCGAGGGCACCAUCUACUGCCCCGUCAGCGCCCGCAAGAACACCACGGCCGCCGAGGCCAUCGAGUGCCUCAUCGACCGGCUGCGCCUGGAGCGCACCAAGUGCUACGUGCUGGCCGAGGUGAAGGAGUUUGGCGGGGAGGAGUGGAUCCUCAAUCCCAGCGACUGCCCGGUCCAGCGCAUGAUGCUGUGGCCCCGGACGGCCCUGGAGAACCGCAGCGGGCUGUGCAGCGGCGAGGACUACCGCUUCCUGCUGCGGGAGAAGAACCUGGAUGGAUCUAUUCACUACGGCGGCAGCCUGCAGAUGUGGCUGCGGGUGACCGAGGAGCGUCGCUGCAUGGUGGAACGGGGUUUCCUCCCCCAGCCCGCAGGGAGCGACCCGCCGUCGGACCUGUGCGCUCUGCCGGAGCUUACGGAGCGCGCUCUGUUGGAAAGCCUCCGGGCGCGCUUUCGCCAGGAGAAGAUCUACACGUACAUUGGGAGUAUUCUUAUUGUGAUUAACCCCUUCCAGUUCCUGCCCAUCUACAACCCAAAAUAUGUCAAAUUGUACGACAACCACACGCUGGGGAAGCUGGAGCCUCACAUUUACGCCGUGGCAGACGUGGCGUAUCACGCCAUGCUGCAGCGACGGAAGAACCAGUGCAUCGUCAUUUCUGGCGAGAGCGGAUCUGGGAAAACGCAAAGCACCAACUUCCUGAUUCAUCAUCUGACCGCUCUGAGCCAGAAAGGCUUCGCCAGCGGGGUGGAGCAGAUCAUCCUGGGAGCCGGACCAGUCUUAGAGGCCUUUGGGAAUGCUAAAACAGCCCACAACAACAACUCCAGCCGCUUCGGGAAGUUCAUCCAGGUCAACUAUCAGGAGAGCGGCACUGUCAGGGGAGCAUAUGUGGAGAAGUACCUGCUGGAGAAGUCGCGUCUGGUCUACCAGGAGCACAAUGAGAGGAACUACCACGUGUUUUACUACCUGCUGGCCGGAGCCAGUGACGAGGAGAGGAAGGCCUUCCACCUGCUCAAGCCUGAGGAAUACCACUACCUCAACCAGAUGACAAAGAAAUCGCACAAACUCCACUGGGACAAUUACUAUGAGAGUGAUCUGCAGGACUGCUUUACAGUGGAAGGAGAAGACCUGAAGCACGACUUCGAGCGCCUGCAGCUGGCCAUGGAGAUGGUGGGCUUCCUCCCCACCACGCGCAAACAGAUUUUCUCCCUGCUGUCGGCGAUCCUCCACCUGGGAAACAUCCGCUACAAGAAGAAGACCUACAGGGACGACUCCAUCGACAUCUGUAACCCAGAGGUCCUCCCCAUCGUCUCCGAGCUGCUGGAGGUGAAAGAGGAGAUGCUGCUGGAAGCGCUGACGACACGGAAGACGGUGACGGUGGGAGAGAGACUCAUCGUCCCCUACAAGCUGGCCGAGGCGGGCACCGUGAGGGACUCCAUGGCCAAGUCCCUGUACAGCGCGCUCUUUGACUGGAUUGUGUUCCGGACCAACCACGCCCUGUUGAACAACAAGGACCUGGAGGACAAUUCAAAGAUCCUGUCGAUCGGCGUCCUGGACAUCUUUGGCUUCGAGGAUUACGAGAACAACAGCUUUGAGCAGUUCUGCAUCAACUUCGCCAACGAGCGGCUGCAGCACUACUUCAACCAGCACAUCUUCAAGUUAGAGCAGGAGGAGUACAGGGCGGAGGGCAUCACUUGGCACCACAUCGAGUACAUCGACAACAGCGGCUGCCUCAACCUCAUCAGCAAGAAGCCCACGGCUCUGUUUCACCUGCUGGACGAGGAGUGCAAUUUCCCUCAAGCUUCCAAUCAGACGCUGCUGGAUAAGUUCAAGCGUCAGCAUGAAGGGAACAGCUACAUCGAGUUCCCGGCCGUCAUGGAGCCGGCCUUCAUCAUCAGACACUACGCCGGUAAAGUCAAGUACGGAGUCAAGGACUUCAGGGAGAAGAACACGGACCACAUGCGUCCCGACAUCGUGGCCCUGCUGAAGAGCAGCAAGAACGCCUUCAUCUGCGGCCUGAUGGGAAUCGACCCGGUGGCCACCUUCCGCUGGGCCGUGCUGCGCGCCUACUUCAGAGCUCACGUGGCGUUCAGGGAGGCCGGCCGCAGACACACCCACAAGAAAACCGGCAGCGAUGCGGCAGUUCCCUCUGCCGUCGUGAAAACCGUCGACAACUUCAGCUUCCUCCACCACCCGGUUCACCAGAGGAGCCUUGAGAUCCUCCAGCGAUGCAAGGACGAGAAAUACAGCAUCACCAGGAAGAAUCCACGGACUCCUCUGUCAGACCUUCAAGGCACCAACGCCCUGAAUGAGAAGGCCAGCUGGGAUGGCUACGGCGUUGGAUGUAACGGUCGCAGCUCCCGGUCGGGUCGCAUCUCCUCCACAGGAAGUCACGCUCUGGAAGAGGACGGCAUCUUCCUCAACUCCACGAACAGCAAGCUCCUGGAGCGAGCUCAGGGAAUCCUACUGCGAAACAAAAACUGCAAAAGUAAACCAGCUUUACCCAAGCACUUGCUGGACAUCAAAUCUCUGCGCUACCUGAGCAGCGUGACGCUCCACGACCGGAUCACCAAGUCCCUGCUCCACCUGCACAAGAAGAAGAAGCCGCCCAGCAUCAGCGCUCAGUUCCAGGCAUCACUCAAUAAGCUGAUGGAGACUCUUGACCAGUCGGAGCCGUACUUCGUCAAGUGCAUUCGCUCCAACGCCGAGAAGCUGCCGCUGCGCUUCAACGACAGCCUGGUGCUGAGGCAGCUGAGGUACACCGGCAUGCUGGAGACCGUCCGCAUCCGACAGUCGGGAUACAGCAUCAAGUACACCUUCCAGGACUUUGUGCGUCACUUUCACGUGCUGCUGCCUCGAGGCACCAGCCCGACCAAGUCCGGCAUCCGGGAGUUCUUCAGGCGGAUCCACCUCCCCCCCGCUGGCUAUCAAGUGGGCCACACCAUGGUGUUCCUGCGCGAGGCGGAGCGCCAGCGCCUGCAGACCCUGCUGCACCAGGAGGUGCUGCGGCGCAUCGUCACGCUGCAGCGCCGCUUCAGGGCCGUCCUGGAGAGGAAGCACUUUGUCAGCAUGAGGCGAGCAGCCAGCGCCAUCCAGCGCUGGUGGCGACUCUGCCUCCUCAGGCAGUCCGCCAUCGACCUGAGCGUGGAGGAGGAUGCGGCGGUGUGCCUGCAGGCGGCGUGGAGGGGGUACAGGGAGCGCCGGAGGUUCCUGCAUCAGCGGGACGCCGCCGUGGUCAUCCAGAGGAGCUGGAGGAGGAGCCGGCGGCGGCGCCGGACCGAGGCGGCCACCGCCAUCCAGGCGGCCUGGAGGGGAUUCAGGGAGAGGGAGAGCUACUGCAGGACGUACAGGGGGGUGACGCAGCUGCAGGCGGCGGGCCGCGGCUACCUGGCCCGACUCAGGUUCAGAGAACUGAAAGCGCAGCAGCAGAGGCCGGACAGCCCGGCGGGUCCAGCAGCGGACACGCUGGAGGACCUCGUCCCGUCCGGAGAGGACAGCUACGUCCAGGAAGCCUCUGAGGACCCGGGCUCCGUCUCCCUGGACACGGCGGAGACGGACAGAGAUGAGGACUCGGAGAGGAGCCGGAGCGUGGACGGGGCCAGCCUGAAGACCCGAUCCAAGCGAGAGAGCAGGCGGAUGAGGGAGCUGGAGCAGGCCAAGUUCAGCCUGGAGCUCCUCAAGGUGCGGACGACCGGCGCCGGGGGUCCGGUGCAGGAAGACGACGACCGUCACGGGCAUUCGCUGCGGGGGUCUCCGGCCAGCCACGGGAGCUUUGAGCUGCUCACCGUGGAGGACAUGGAGACCGAAGGAGGCUUCGUCACGCCGCAGCAGCCCGGGUCUCUGGAUCUUCAUCCGCAGGAGCGGCUGAGAGACGCAAACCACAACGAGAAGGUCUUGAUUGAGCCAGCAGAGCUGUUGGAGGAGCCGAGGGCGACGUUUUAUAUCGCUUCUGACCAAAGUCCAGUUCAUGAACUGAAGUAUGAAAGCCCGAGCAAAUCCCUCAAGGAGAGGCGAGAGUCGGCCUCCCGGAGGCCGGUGGUGGUCCUGAUCAGCAUGCAGAAGGAGAGUCCUCUGGACGAGGGCGAGCUGCUGGCAGCUCAAGCCUUCGAGAGAGCGUCUCAGACGGGGUCCGCGGCCUCUGACAAGAUUCCCAUCGCGGGACUGGAGGUGGGCUCAGAACGGGACGAGUCUCCCCAGGACCAGGUGACGGGGCCGGACUCUGACUUCCACCCCCCAGCUCCUCACGGAGACAGCCCCGACCCGGCGGGGCUCUGCGCCUCCGACGUCGACAUCCAGAUCACUCCGGGGCCCAAACAGAGCACUCCGUCCUCCGCUGCCCCCGCUCAGCAGGACAGGAAGGCGAGCCGGCCCGCGCAGCCGGCUCCCAGCCCCAUCCUCGACACCAAACCCCCCAAAGCCCAGAAGAAGAGCUCCGCCCAGACCGUGAUCGUCAACAUGGUGGAGAAGCCCCCCAGCACGGCGUUCUCCCAGCCCCGACGCAAGCUGCCUUUCUCCAAGUCAGACAAGGAUUUGGUGAACCAGGAAAGAUCUCUGUCGAUGUACAGAGACGACUCCAAAUCUGCUGGUUCCAGAAACAGAGAGCAGGUGGGCCGCCCCGGCCCCAAAAAGAAAGCGCGAAUGUCCCGGACGCGCUCCGACUUCCUGACCCGCUGUAACUCGGAGGGCGCCACGCAGUCGGACGACGACGACGAGUACUACACCCCCGCCCACUCCCGCACGCUGCCCCCCUCCCUGUGCCCCCAGCGAGCCCACCCCGAGGCCGACUGCCACAGUGACUCAGAGAUGUCGUCCCACAAAGACCAGAAGAAGAUCCACAAAACCAUGUCGUCUGGAGACCUGGGCAAGGUGGAGGUCCUCAGGAAGACGUCCAGCCAGGAUGGAAGCCGGAUGAGAGGGAAAAUGCGGUUCUGGAGUAAGACGAAGCACGGCGAGAAGAAGCCGUCGAGGGAAAAGCAGGCGAGCCGGAGCGAAGCUGGAGAAACGCACGACGGCGCGGACUUUUCUCCCAGUCCGGACCUGGAGGCCUCCGCCUCGCAGGGGGUCCGGGACAGCAAGGAGAACAAGGAGCCGUCCCCGAAGAUGAGGCGGCGGCGCAGCGUGAAGAUCAGCAGCAUCGCUCUGGAGCCGGCGCAGUGGCAGAACGACGCGCUGCACAUCCUCAGCUCGGCGCACGACUACCGCAGCAUGAACGACUUCCUCAUGAAGAAGAUCGCCGACUUGGAUUCAGAAGACAGUAAAAAGGACACGAUGGUCGACGUCGUCUUCAAGAAAGCACUGAAGGAGUUCAGGAUCAACAUCUUCAACUCGUACUCCACAGCCCUGGCUAUGGACGACGGGAAGAGCAUCCGGUACAAGGACCUGUACGCGCUGUUCGAGCACAUCCUGGAGAAGACGAUGCGUCUGGAGCAGAGGGACUGGAGCGAGUCGCCCGUCAAGGUGUGGGUCAACACCUUCAAGGUCUUCCUGGACGAGUUCAUGACGGAGUACAAGCCCAUGGAGGGAACCAUUGGCAGGGCCCCGAAACGCGAACGUAAGAAAUCACGGAAGAAGGAAACGGACAUCGUGGAGGAGCAUAACGGCCACAUCUUCAAGGCCACUCAGUACAGCAUCCCCACCUACUGCGAGUACUGCUCCUCCCUCAUCUGGAUGAUGGACCGGGCCUGCGUCUGCAAACUGUGUCGCUACGCCUGCCACAGGAAGUGCUGCUCCAAGAUGACCACCAAGUGCAGUAAAAAAUACGACCCGGAGCUGUCGUCCCGGCAGUUCGGCGUGGAGCUGUCCCGUCUGACCAGCGAGGAGCGCGCCGUGCCCCAGCUGGUGGAGAAGCUCAUCAACUACAUCGAGAUGCACGGCCUCUACACCGAGGGCAUUUACAGGAAGUCCGGCUCCACCAACAAGAUCAAAGAGCUGCGCCAGGGGCUGGACACGGACGUGAGCAGCGUGAAUCUGGACGACUACAACAUCCACGUCAUCGCCAGCGUGCUCAAACAGUGGCUCCGAGACCUCCCCAGCCCCCUCAUGACCUUCGAACUGUACGAGGAGUUCCUCCGAGCCAUGGGCCAGCCUGAUAAGCGGGAGGUGAUCCGGGGAGUGUACUCCGUGAUCGACCAGCUCAGCCGGACGCACCUCAGCACGCUGGAGCGCCUCAUCUUCCACCUGGUCAGGAUCGCCCUGCAGGAGGAGACCAACAGGAUGUCGGCCAACGCCCUCGCCAUCGUCUUCGCUCCCUGCGUCCUCCGCUGCCCCGACUCCAUCGACCCGCUGCAGAGCGUCCAAGACAUCAGCAAAACCACAGCGUGUGUGGAGCUGAUCAUCAACGAGCAGAUGAGCAAGUACAAAGCGCGUCUGAAGGACAUCAGCAGCCUGGAGUUUGCGGAGAGCAAAGCCAAGAGCAGACUGACCCACAUCAGGAGGUCCAUGAAACCUGUACUAAUUGCUGUUAGGUUUAUGAGCAUUACCCGCACUGCCACCCCGAGCAAAGGCCGGGUUCGCCAAAGCAGCACACACACGUCCUCGCCUCCCCUCAGCCCCAGAGCGACGCCUGCUGCAGACGCAGAGCCGGCGGGAGGAGCGGCGGGAGGAGCGGAGGACGGCGCCGAGUCCGGGCCGAACGAGCAGCAGCAGCUGGCGAUGCAGCAGGAGGAGCGAAUCCUCACCGAGCAGAUCGAGAGUCUGCAGAAAGAAAAGGAGGAGCUGACGUACGAGAUGCUGAUCUUAGAGCCGCGGACGUCUGACGACGAGACCCCGGAGUCCGAGGCCUCCAUCGGUACGGCGGACAGCUCCGAGAACAUCACCAUGGAGACGGAGGGAGCCACAUGCGACAUGUCUGAGGCGGCUCUGGUCCGGUCCAGGAAGUCGGAGGUGAAGGGUCGCCGGACUCUUCGCCGGCAGCCCGAGUCUCAGGACUCCGCUGACUCGGCGUCCACGGUGUCGUCCUCGUACCAGCCCUCGUCCUCCCUGUCCUCCAACGCCUCGGGCUCCCCGUCCCCUCACUACCGGUUCCGCUCGUCAUCCUCGGGGCCCCUGCUGAGCUCCUGCAGCCUGGGGGCGCCGCUGGCGGAGGCGGAGGGCGGCGGCAGGAGCGGGAAGACGCGCCACAGACUCCGGCUGAGCCGCAGCUCGCCGCGAGAGCCCUCGGGGGCCCACCGGAGGGACUCGGACUUCGGCUCGGGGCCACAGCAGCUGGUUCUGUACGGCAGCAACGAGUUCAUGGUGUGAGGGACCGCCACCUGCUGACGCGCAGGAGGGAGGGAGUGUGUGUGUGAGAGAGAAAGAGAGGGCGAGGUUUCUGCCCCUGCUGCCCCUCCUGGAAGCCCCAGACGGUCCAGCUGAACGCUGUGGGAGCAAAAGGUGGGACCACGCCGUCGGACCCCUGCUGGAGCCCCGGGGGUCCUCCAGACCAGAGAGAGAGAGAGAGAGAGCGUAAUGAAAGGAUGGGUGGUGAACACACACACUCUUACACACACACUUAAAAAAAAAAAAAAAAAACAACCCGCAAAGCCAAAUCGCUCAGUGCCCCGUCUGUUUUGGUUCGCAUGGGGGCAGGAGGCGGGCGCCGCCCAGAAGAAAUGUAGCCAUACCGACCGGCGUGGCGGACCCCCGGUCCGUAACCAGCGCCGAGCUAAGCCUGCUUCUCACGUUUACACGGGACUCACCAGCCACGAGGCUGCAUGCUUCUCCAUCACUCUUUCUACAACAGACUCUGUGUUACAUCGAAUUAUUAAUAUUAUUAUUAAUUAUUGUUAUUAUUAUGUUACGGGGGGAGUGUACAUAGCAGGAGGGCCAGUGCUGCUCCUGGGUUGUUCAUUGUUGCUUCGUGACUUGUUUUGCAUUCAGGUCUUCUUUAUUUUUCCUGUUUCUGUGCUGAAUUAAAGACUGUCCUCCUCCUUUUCUCUGCUCCGUCACGUUGAACAGAGCCAGUCUGAGGUGAACUCCUGAGGUUUAACAGAAAAGCUUCACGCCAUCUUCACAGGAAGGAUGCAGUGUUUUGUAUGGGGCCACUCAGCCUUCUGUUUUCCUCAGAACCAUCAGUGUUACUGCGUCAGGACUUGAAUUUUUUUUUAAAUAUAUAUAAAUAUAUCAUUGCUGUACUAUAGAUGUUGUUAUUGACCUCACAGACGUCCUUUUUUUUCGUAAAUCAGUCGAAAGCCAUUUUUCUUUUUGUAUGUGCGUGAAUGAACGAAUGAAUAAUUCCUUCCGCCUGAAAAAUGUGUAGCCAUCCAUACGCACACACACACAUUCACACACAUACACACACACACAAACACACAUCAUUUGCAUUUCCCCUUAAAACAUCUUUGUGGCACUGACCUCCUUAAAGCUACAAUAGGUAACCUUUCAAUUUUUUAGUUGAAUAACUCAAAUUCAUCUUUAUUUACUGAAAACAGCGCCAAACAGUGUUGUAAUACCAGUAUUUACCACCAGAUGGUGCCGUUUGUUCUUUUUAAUUUGAUUGUUGAGGUCAAACGGGGCAAAAAUUAACUUUACCUAUAAAUGAUAAGAAAAAUACCACAGACAUUGUUAAUAGUAAUAUUAAUUUAAAAACAUAACAGUUUGAGUGUUCUGGUGACCUCCUGAUGAUUUUACCUGGAAAUCUGCAAAGCGAGGAACCACGUGAACUCUAGUUUACCUCAGUUUCCCUGACGACACAGACUCUGGAGUCUAGUAGCUACAAGAUCCAGGAUUUUUGGAACUGCCAUCACGCACAGAAGUGUCACCAGUUGUAGCUUUAAGGCAGAGUUUAGCUGCAUCGGAGGGGAAACUCGCUCUCGUUCUGAGCCAUACUUCACUCAUCAUGACUCUAGCUCUUCCAUCCUUUUCUCUCCCGGCUCCGGCUGUGAAAAGUAGCAUUUAAUCUGCCAUUUAAUCAGACAAACGGAAAAAAGAAAGGUAGCAUCUCACGCCGACCCGUCCGUCCAUGUGUUGUUUUUUUCCUCUAUUUCUGAUGACAAGACUCGGCGAGCCGUCUCGAAGCAACACGAUCAGUGUUACCUACCAGAGUUUUCGUUUUGUUUGUUUUUGUUUCUCCGAGCUGGAAGUCUCAGAUUGAAUGCAGGCGUGGAAACCUGCGUUUUGGUCGUUGUUUAUUUUUUUUCUGAACUGUGGACUUGUGUAGAUAAAGUUGUGUUCAGAGCUGAGCUGGCGGGACAAACCCAUCCCCGGUCAGAGAGCCUGCAGCGGAGAUGUGAUGGGUGUUUGUCGUGUACGUCCGAGCCGUCCGUAUGGUAUUCUGCAUUAAAAAUAACGAGAAAAAAAGUGAAUGUACCGGUCACUGGAAGGCAUGCUCUGCUUUCUCUGGUUCUGUUUUUGUUUCCUCUUUUAUACACAGUGUAUGUACUAUUUAUGAUCAUGCUUCUGGGAUGUACAUUGGUUUAAAAGAAAUCUGUUAUAAAAGGAUAUAUUAUCCUGUGUACGGUCCAUUAUCUGCUAAUAAUCUUUGCAACAUUUAAACUACUCACGCUCCGUCAUUUUUGUGCUACAAAUCAAAAGAAAAAAAGAAAAAAUGACAAGAAAAGCAUUGUGUCUGUUUGUCUGCAUCACUCUGGACAUGUCAUGUAUGUAUAAAAUGCAAUUUGUGUUAUAUUUCUCUUUUUUUUAAUGAUAUAAACAUGUCUAUGGUUGUAAGAAAAAAAGA
Molecule: messenger RNA, 9858 nt
Organism: Salarias fasciatus (jewelled blenny)
Lineage: Eukaryota; Metazoa; Chordata; Actinopteri; Blenniiformes; Blenniidae
Product: unconventional myosin-IXAa-like
Exons: 43
Coding region: 87-7442 (2451 amino acids)
Biological process (GO): establishment of epithelial cell apical/basal polarity; intracellular signal transduction
Cellular component (GO): axonal growth cone; myosin complex; actin filament
Molecular function (GO): ATP binding; actin filament binding; microfilament motor activity
Source: RefSeq, a predicted model, not a curated record